This is a messenger RNA of Saccostrea cuccullata (small rock oyster), 2955 nucleotides long. RefSeq lists its product as uncharacterized. Bases 358 to 1707 code for a protein of 449 amino acids. Lineage: Eukaryota; Metazoa; Mollusca; Bivalvia; Ostreida; Ostreidae. The record is from RefSeq and is a predicted model, not a curated record. The transcript has a single exon.
GAAUAAAAAUUAUUGCAGAGUCAAGUAUUUUAAUUGAAUAAUUAAUAAAAAAAAUUACCACGGAAACAAUGCUACAUAUAUACAGGUAUGUAGUGAUUGCACCGCAGUUGUCAUGACAGCUACUGACGCCGGAAUUCCCUAAUUACCUGAUUCCCCUAUAUGUCUACUCAUGGGUGAAGACGUAAUCAAUUAAUUAAUUAAGUUAAACUUUAUUUUGUCAUGAAUAGGACUCCAAAUCACCGUGACGUUCCAAUAAGUUAAAAUUAGGCAUGAUCAAGCAUGACAGGGUAUUUAAAGCAAACACAGAACUAUACACAUAAUACAUCGAUGACCUUAAAUGUUGGACAGGGUCUUUGAAUGCGCAUGUCUUCAGGUAGAAACUCCGUCGGAAGUAUUGAUCUUGAGUCAGGUAUAGUUCAAAGCUUAUACCAGAGUGCCGACCACAAAAUAAUCACAUUCAAUACACUGGAGUAUAAACAAAGGGACGUUAGAUUACAUGAAUUUGUUCACUGGAUUUUCACCCGAGGUGGAAAAGUGAUGAAAAAUGAUGACAUGAAACCACCGUUAAACGACAAAGCGUGCAUGGAUACGCCAAUUGGCAACCCUGGUGUCAUCAUGGAGAAAACCAAACCCGGGCGGACCGACGGUAGACGAAAAUUGGUAAUUCAUUUCGAUAUUCGGAACACUGUGCUUGUGGCCGAUUCAGUAACUAAAGUAUCGAUGGAACAAGCAUUGAAUAGUUUUCUGACUGGGGUGGCGUGGGGAAAGGCUAACAAUUCAGAGUGGCACUGGCAUUCCUAUACUCCAUCGCUCACCCCUCCCGCCCCUGGGACCACAACCAUUUACAAGUUUCUAGAAAAGUUACUGGUUAAAACUCCGGCAGAUCGUACCAUGCUCAGGAUUGCCACUGGGGAUUUUACCCAUACAGCAAUGGGGGAGGGCUUUCUUCCGGUUUUCCAGGAUCAUUUGCAUCACUUAAGAUGGAGGCACGAUCCUGUGGAACAUCUUACCAUGUGUGGCAAAAAUGGAAAGCAUUACCACUACAUUCUACCGUCCGUGUAUCGUGUCAUCUAUAAGCUGUAUGAAGACAACCGAGAUUUCUCUAUAGUGUUUAGGACUUACGGGUUGGAUGCUAAAAACGUACUCACUAGUCUUUCACACGGUUUGUCAGGCAAACACCCUGAAUUUCCCACUCCUUUGGACAUCGAUGUCAAUUUAACGCCUGGUAAAGUCUACAGAAAACCGGACGAACCUAUUGUUUUCGAAGUUCAAGACCAGAAAUCUAGAAAUGGAGAGGGGACUUCCUUUUAUAUAGGGGACCGUGACAGUUACACAAUGCUCAGUCAGACGGAGGGGAUAUGUGCCUUUCAGGACGAUUUUCCGUGUUGGCAAGGUAAUAACUAUCAUCAUCGAAGUGCCAAACCUCUGUAUAUAGAUCCGUAUGAUAAAGAUGUACACCACAUUUUCUUUGAUGACAAUAUUCGGACGUUCGAACACGAUAGUAUCGUGGAUGUGAGAGUGUUCGAAUCACCGGAAGUUAAAGAAGCGAGAAGUAUUUCAAACAAGGAGGCGGUCGAAUAUGAGAAUAUGAACAUGGUUCAGGCGGACCUUUUAGAGGCCAUUAAGGAUGCUGACUACUUCGUGAAAGCUGUACAGACUUGUGAAGAAAGAUAUUCUAAAUAUUUGGAAGAGUUUACAAAUAGUUGAUCAGAACCCAUGUUUGGUUAAUUUCUUUCAUUAAUACUUACUAAUAUAGAGCAGAGAUUUAUGAUUUUAUUGAAUUCAUAUAUGGCCUAUAACAUCUAUAUUGCAAAUCACAAUAACGUCACUUGUUUAUCGAGGGAAAAUUCCGUCUUGAAUAAUAUUAAGUAUAUAUUUCUUCAUUAUGGAAAGUUGCCAACUUUUUAUUAUCAAGAUAGACUGACCAUCAGAGCUUUAAAUUCAUGCUGCCACGUAUAUUGGUUACGAUUUAUUGAUCAGCUUAAUGUUCAAGGUAGUUUGGAGGAUCAAAUGGUGCGUGAAUACAAGUUGUUUUAUUUUUAACAGUUGCCAUUACAUUGAAAAAAGAAAUAGAAAUUCCUCAUAGAUCCAUUAAGUUCUAAAAUUCAUUUUACGAAUUCAUUUUUGGACUGGUUCAUCAAACUAUAAGGAAAUGGUUUCUAUGUUCUAAAUUUUGGAUUGCUAGUCUAUAAAUACUAAAACAAAAUGUCCACAAGACCUUUAAAUUUUAAUUCUAUACAGACUUUGCACGUAGUCAAACAUAAGGUUUAGGUGUCUUUCAAUGACUAUACUGCGCUCAAUGUUAUAAAUUUAAAUUCUUUCGAAGCCAAGGACAAUGUUUAGGAGUAGAAAUUUAGUGUACGUUAUUUAAUCUCAUUUCAAAAUACAUGUAUCAGCUGUUUUAUGAUUCAUUUUUUUUUCAUGAAUUUAAUGUCCUACAUUUUUUUUUUUUUUUGCAGCAAGUAUACAGGGUUGAUCAUGUGAUAUUCGAUAUGUGAUACAAAUCAAAAGCAAUUGUACAUGAUGUUUAAUUUAAGAUAUUUAUAGAUAGAUUUAUGUAUACAGCGUUUACGUCCAUUUUCCUUACUUAUCAAUAUACAUUGUACAUCCAGUUUCGGACGUUAUGUGCAAUACUUUUUUCUUGUUCUUUUGCUUGCGAGGUUACCAGUAUAGAAAUGCAACCAUGACAAAGCAGAAUCAAUCUUCUAACGUUCCUCAAUUUGUUGAUUGCACUAUAAUACAGUUUCAGUUCAUUUAUUGCUCAAGACAUUACAUUUUAUGACAGGAUAACAAUAAAACUAAGUGUUACAUAAAGAAGUAGUCGGGUAAAGUACAACCUCCAUCGAGAUUAUAAAAUAUAUUGAUUUUUUUUUAUUGAGUUUUAAACAAAACUCAAAAAUAGUCCCAUGUACCAACAUUCAACUUUAGAAAUAAAUGUUUGAAAAAAUGAAUAAA